CUAUUCGUCCAAAGUUAGUCUACGCGGUAUGCGUGAAAAGAAAGACGUGUAUCGAUCCUACUCGCGAAUUUUUCCGAAUUGUGACCGAAUUUUAUCAAUUAGAAUGUGAAUUGUUGUCGGUGUGGACUGCAUGAUAUUUAAAAGGAUUGCAGUGAGAAUGGACAGCAAAUGAUGGAAUAGCCACAACACGAUGGCGAUACUUAUUAACGACUACUACGAGCUGGAGGAGCGGGCGGGCAAGCACCUCAGAGCGUGGAAAGCAUGGCACAUAAUAAUGUACGUGCUAGCAGCCAUAUUCGGCAUCCUAAACUACGUGUUCCUGCACAACACAAUGUCAAUAGUAGAGGACAACUGCGUGCUGGGAGCCCCACAGAUCGUGCUCAGCCCGGUCCUCGUGUACAACCCAGACCGUGCCACGGCUAAUGAGACUGCAGUCGAAGCUCAACCUACAACCGUCCCUGUUAGUACGACUGAAACGUCGAGGACUAGAAGAAAUGAACGCACUGAUUUAGAGGAUGCUAUUGCAAAGAAUGCAUCCUUAGAAGAGCGGCCGGCGCUGGACCUGAUGAGGACCUUCUUCGGAUCGCGGACGGACUGCGAGUUCGUCGAGUACAUGCCAAUCGUCUCCACCGUGUUCGCGCUCGUGUGGACGACAUUGUUCGUCAUGUGUCCUGGUGGUGGCCACGCGCGCUUUGGGCUCACCCAACUGUGGCGCAUCCUGGCCCCAGCGCUGGUAUUCACGCUGGUGCUGGUCGGGCUGACCGCGAGCAGCUUCACGCAGACCAACCGCGGGUUGAGAGAGUUCUGCUCCGCUUUCUAUAACUACACCAAUGCUACCACUUGCUCAUCAGUAAACGUGUACAUGCAGAACUCGUGGAACGCCACGUGGAAGUUCGGGUCCCGCGCCGAGGCCACGCGCGCCGCCAGCGCCGGUGUCUGGGUGAGCUGGGCGUGCGCGGCCACGCUACUCAUCGUGCGCUGUCUGACGGCGCCCGACUUUCAGUUGAAGAAGACUGGGGUUUAUCUGGCUAAAGACCCUGGGCAGAAAAUCACGCCCCACCUGCUAAAAUCGCGACGGCGCGGGAGAAAGUCGCCAUCGCCCAGCAAGUCAGUCCGCUCCGAGCCCACGGCCACGACGGAACUGGUCACCAACCUGGAGCAGGACUCCGCCCCCACCUCGCGGCUCGGCACGCCCGUGCCGCACGGCGAGAAGGAUUCCAGCGUGUGACGUGGAAUCGUUUUGCCUCAACAAUCCAAGGGUAAACUACCCAAUGAACGACACUGAAAAGCGCAUCAGUGUCACUGCGAAAUAUCUUGUAUCUAAAAUGAAUUUUAUGAAAAUCUUAUAAGCUUUUUUGGUUUAUGAUUAUGAAUAUACAAAAUUGAACAUGUACUUAAAAAAAUUACCUAGAGCUUUUAUUCGGAAUACUAAGUACAUAAAGUUGGUCAAGCAGAUCUUGUCAGUAGAAAUAGGCGGCAAAUUUGAAAAAUAU
This is a messenger RNA of Cydia splendana, 1493 nucleotides long. RefSeq lists its product as uncharacterized. NCBI's taxonomy places the organism in Eukaryota, Metazoa, Arthropoda, Insecta, Lepidoptera, Tortricidae. The transcript is spliced from 7 exons. Bases 191 to 1228 code for a protein of 345 amino acids. The record is from RefSeq and is a predicted model, not a curated record.